Molecule: messenger RNA, 3839 nt
Organism: Schistosoma curassoni
Lineage: Eukaryota; Metazoa; Platyhelminthes; Trematoda; Strigeidida; Schistosomatidae
Source: the annotation of a GenBank genome assembly
UGAAGCGUGUUAAGAGAAGCUUCUAUAACUUCCAACUGGGUUGAUUGGACUUACGAUCGGGAAAGCUUGUUUGUUCAAGUAAAUCCAAUCAAUACGGAAUCUUGCGAAACUUUGAAACACGUCAUUGGAUUUCACUUUGAUCUUGUGAUGACAGCCUCUUCGCAAAACUCAUGCUUAAAUAGCUUCGAUAUUCGCAAACCAAGUGUGGAUUCUGCUAAAGAAGGUCCAAGUGGUUCCUCUCGACAACCAGCUUUCAAUGCAUAUCCCCUUGAAUCUUCACCUAAUUUGCUUAUUCCAACAAAUGAUGUGAUAUAUAUGCCAUUAAAUCCCACAAAUGUGCCUUUGUCGCUACAACGUGCAUGUGCCUCCAAUGAGACUGUAGGCGGUGAUACACAGAGUUACAGUCAUCCAAUAUGCCAUGGCUUCAUUUUUCCAAACUCAGAAGUAAGUUCAAAUGAUGCUGAAUUUAACCAGAUAAACAUUCCGAGUAUGCAAAAUCAUAUCAAUGAUGUUCCUUACAGUAUGCAGAGCCAGAGUUCGAGCAACGUGGACACAAAUGCUCAAAAACAUCUUCAACUCCUGUUGCUUCAAAAGUUAAUUGAGUUGCAGCUUGCCGAACAUUAUAACUCAAUUAAAGACACACUAAUACUAACUAAAGACUCCAAUAAUGAGUCUCAAAACCCUAAAUUACUGCCAUGUUUUGUCAAAAACUCUGACUUUGAUGCAAGUUCCAACCCAGUUUCAACCGUAAAUAACGAAAACUCGGAUAUGUCGACAUUUUUGGUCCCUGUUAAAGCCAAGUUUGAGGGCGAAAGUGGUUUGUCUUUACACAUAACUCCAAAUGACGAAAUCAGUAAUCCGACCCAAGGAAGUCCAGUUACCGUAGCAUACUCGAGUCAACCCAUCGUCUUAUAUCCAUUUUCUGUUCAACAAGAUAAUUCUACGGAAGAUACAUUCCCAGCCAGCCAAGCCGUGCCUGAUGCGUCCCCAGGUGGACCAACUGCUCAAACAUUUACGAUGAAGGACAUAGAUCACUGUAUACGGAGAGGUUCUCUGGAUUUCCCUUCUGAGCCAAGCAAUGACAUAGUUGAGAGUAUACGAGGUCGUACGAGACCAGGGUUUGUAUUGUUAAGCGUUCGGCAUGAAAAAAUCAACGCAGAAAAUAAGAUUUCACCAACUUCUGAGAAACAUUUCCAGGGGAGUCAUCCUCCUAUUUCAACAUCAGCCAGUCUUGAAACAAAGAAGUCGAAAAGUGUCACCAUGUCUAAAAAAUUACCUAGAAAGAGAUUGAAGCAUAUGAAAAGCGAUGCAGAACUCAAAAAGCGACCACUAAGAGGCUCGUCUAAAUCUCUCCUAAAACGCUCUGAAAACGCUGAAAUGUCUCCGACUCCGGUAGAACUUACGGAGGAUGAUCUUAAAGCUUUAUCUCCACAGUCAAGAUUUCGAGUGACUAGGUUCGCAGACAAAAAGCAAGCCUGGAUAGCUCCUGCAAAGGCAGGAUUCACUGUCCAUGAUUUAUGGACAACUAAACUUCCGGAAUAUGUGUUAAGAUGUGCCGAGCACCUAAAACUAUCAGGCUCUGGUUUAAACUUACAACAAGAAAAACUUACUGAAAUCCCAUAUUCGUUGGACGACAUUAUAAACGGACAUUGUUUGGCCUGUGAGAAGUCACCUCGUCUUCUACAACCACUUAUUGGAUGCUGUACCAUCCUGUUUUGCACUCUACAGCUUUUUAGCUGUAUUAUGGAAGUCUAAUUUUGCCAGUACCUUGGAAGCAAUCGAACUCAAGAAUUUUCGGCUUCAAUAAGAAAAGUCCAGACAAAGGUUUAUUAUUUUUAUGAAAACAGUUCUAUAAAUUUCAAGUUUAUACUUUGAUCGUUCAUGUUGGUUAACUUUCUAAAUCCAGCUCUAUACUAUUUAUGCUAUUCGAUCUAGAAAAACAACAUAGCUAUGUUCAAUGCCCCCAAGUUUUGUUAUUUCGCUCAAAUUCUUCAUCAAUAUUAAUUCUGUUUGGUCCACUACAUAUUGCAACCAACAUACUCUUACAUGGCGAACUGAGUGAACAUAUAUAAAAAGAACAUAAACCAAGUGUCAUGAUCCAAAUUUUGGAAUAGAAUAAUGAUGUACAUGCUUAUAGAGUCUCACAAUGAGAAAAAGUUUUCCAGCACACUAUGAUUUUCAACUGUCACUUAUGCAGCUUGCUCCAUAUAUAGUAAAGUUUCGUUAUUGUCAUUUCUUAGAAAACUGUUGAUUUUUAAUUUCAUAUACUGUUUGGUUUCUUGGUUAUUUCCAAGCAACUUUGUUUAUAAACUUCUUUUUAAUCAUCAACUGUCAAUCAUGCGAUAUAUUAGAAAAGCUAACUUGUAAUAGUCAACUUGUUUUAUGAUCAUACAUUUUUUUGUAUAAUGAGAUUUGCAUAAGAUUACUAUGCUAGUAUAUUUGGAAAUAUGAACAUAUUUUCUUCAAAACUGAAUUUACAUUCUCUCUAUGGAUUCAUAACACAGUGUAUGUAUUAAUUUUACAUUGUUUGUUCAUAAGAUGAAUGACUAAUUGCUUAUGAAUGAUUAUUUGUUUUACUAUACCACAUCAUAGUGAUAUGUUUUAUUUUCUAAAGGAAAUUAACUAACAAACAUGUAACUGUAGAACGAUGUUAUUUAAUAGAACUCCACAGGUAGUCUGUGUAGCAAAAAGGCUCAUGAUGCGAAAAUAUUCAUUAUUCACUAAUUUAAACACAUCUAACAUAGUAUCAUAACACUUGACAUAUCUAUUGAAGUUCUAUUUUUUCUCUCCUAACGUUUCACCUUCCAUGUUAUGUAAGCAAAAUUAUGAGAGAAAUUAAUAGGAUUAUCUGACUUCUAAACAGAUUAAGGGAUAUUGAAGAUUUUAGAACUGCAUUUGAAUGUUAUAUAAUAUUAUUUGGAAAUCUUCUGAAGAGUCUAUCUUCAGUAUUAUUUAUUCUAGCUUGAUUGACAUCACUACUUGCAAAUCUCUCAUUAAAAAUAUUGAGGCUAACUAUUUGUUUUUAUGAGUGCAAAAUAUGUAAUUAUUGCGAAUUGUUUACAAGUCAAGAUAAAUGCAUCACAGCGUUAUGUUUUUAAUCUAAAAUUCAAUCAAGUAACUUGGGUUAAUUAUUUUUAAAUACCUAGAAAUAAUAAAAAAAUAUUGAACAUAUUUAAAUACACACAAAGACAGCUUAAUUGGUGUUAUAGAUCAGAGAUAACAUGAUUGAAUUUGUUAAUCGAAAUUGAUGAUUGCUUUUAUUAGCAUCAUUUCGAAAAAUACAGGAAUCUCUUCAGGCGGCCACUUGAUCCACACAAUUCUAUACUGUAAAAUAAUAUAAGGAAGAAUGUAUAACAUAUAGUCAAUGUUAAAUAUUUCCAAAUUUUUGUACAAAUAUUUUGAAAAAGGUGCAGAAAAUGAAUUCCCAUUUAUAGCUUGGAUUAUUUUGCUGAUAUCUGUAAACAAUAGAUUGAUUACGUUUAAUGUAUACCUGAAUUUGACUGCAGCUAAAAUAAGACAGUGAAAAUAAGAAUCAGAACUAUAGGAUAUAUAAUGCGUGAAUUCAACUCAUUUGAUUUUAGCACGAUAUAGUAAAAACAAGAAAUGGGCUAAAUAAUGUGUCCAAGUGUUCAUGAUCAAUGUAAUUAAAUCAAAUAAAGUUGGGUGCCGGAAUUGAAAAUAAAAAGAGAAAAGCACACCAUAUGUAUUGUAGUUGUUGUAAAGUGCAAAUGAAUAUGAAUCUCUUGUCCCUGUACCGCAUCAUCGUAGUAAUAAAGUUUAAAUCUACUUAAUUUGGAUACACAGAUUCAGUUUUAUAUUAUUAUUAUUAUCAUUAUUAU